GAGGCGUCAUGGUGAGGCCGGGGUCCUCCGCCGCGGACGCCGCGGCUGAACGACAGAAAAAGCUGCAGGAAUACCUAGCAGCCAAGGGAAAACUGAAGAACCAAAAUACCAAGCCUUACCUAAAAGCCAAGAAUAAUUGCCCAAAUCCACCACCUUCUAAAUCUACCAUUAAACCCAAAAAGGAUGUUACCAACCAUGCUGUUUUGCCUGUCAAAGCUGCAAGGCCCAUCAGCAUUAAACCCCAGUCUAGACCAGCUAAUAUAACAGUGUCCCAGAAGCCAAAGUUAGAGGCACCCAAACUAGUGGGCAGAAGUCUGACUACAAGAGGUGUUUCUUCUAACUCAAACUGUAAACCUUCCAGCAAGAAUCACCAGCAGCAUGAAGCUGGAUCAUCUGCUAAAGGAAAGCCCAUGAGGUCACCUAAUGCACAGGGACUGACAACUGCAAAGCAGCAGAUAACAGGUCAGGCAAAUGCAAAGCACACAGGUUCUGUGGGUGCCACCCACGUUGAAUGCAAAUCUUUGGAUGGCCUUCUCAUAGAGUUGAACAAAGAGAACAUACCUCAAACCUUAUCAGAACCUAAGAAGCCAGAUCCUACAUUGUGUAGCACAAACAAGGCAAGGAUUAACUCUUACAAUCAAACCAAGAGUAACUUGACUGGUAAACAAGUUUUGGGCAAAAGUUUGGAGAAUAGUGCUAUUCUGAAAGAUAAGGUUAAUAAGCAUUUUGUUAGAAAAACACAAAUAAGGACUCUCCCAGCAAAGUUACAGCAACUCUCUAAAGGAGCAGAGUUUGCAAGACCAGAAAAGCCCUCAAGGACAGUUCCCUCUCACUUCGUUCAGACCCUUAGUAGGACUCAAGCACCAAAGAAACCAGAGAUCAAGAACAUAAAGGAUAUAAAGGUUAACAAGGGUAAAUAUGAACUAUCAAAAGUAACUAAGGUGCAGUCAUACACUAAUACUGAAGAGAAACUAAAACAUGCCAACACCAGGCCACGCCCCAGUUCACUGCAGGGAGGACCUACCAACCGACCUCCAAACAUCAAGCAAGAUCAGAAGACAGCACAACCUUGUUUUAGGUCCCAGACAAGUGUACUGCAAAGAUCAAAAUCCAUAAGCCGGAGGCCUAAUUUGACCAACUUCAACUCAGUCAUUCCAACCACUCCUGGCAUAAGGGCAAAUAGAACCAACAGCUUUCAACAAAGAGCACAGACUGUGGGCCCCAAGUUGAAAAAGACUUUUCCCCCAAAGCAUUUCCUGAGCAAGACAGCUCCCAAAACUCAAGCUAGUAUUACAACCGGAAAUGGGAAAGGAAUUCCAAAUAGUACCCAAACUAAUCCCAAUAUUAAAAAGACAACAGCAGAGGAUCGAAGAAAACAGCUAGAAGAAUGGCAGAAAUCUAAGGGGAAAAUCUAUAAACGGCCCCCUAUGGAAAUUAAAACAAAAAGAAAAGUCAUAGAGCAAAUGAAUAUUUCAUUCUGGAAGAGCAUGGAAGAAGAAGAGGAAGAAAAGAAAGCACAGUUGAACCUGUGCAAUAAGAUUAACAGCACUCUGGCAGAAUGUCUGAGGCUCAUUGAAGAGGGUGUACUUUCUAAUGAAAUAUUUGCCAUUUUGUCCAACAUUCCUGAGGCUGAAAAAUUUGCUAAAUUCUGGAUCUGCAAAGCAAAGCUAUUGGCAAGAAAAGGCACCUUUGAUGUCAUUGGGCUAUACGAAGAGGCCAUUAAAAAUGGAGCAAAACCAAUACAAGAGUUGCGGGAAGUUGUUCUGAAUAUUUUGCAAGAUCAAAACAGAGCUACACAAGGAACUGCCUCUGACUCUUUAAUUGCUGCAACUAAUACCAGAUCGAUGGAAGAGCUGUCAAGGAAAAUGGAACCUGGAGAGUCCUGUCUUCCUGUAGAGGACAAGGACCAAGUUCCAGCAACACCCCAAAUACCUGAGGCAGGACAGGAUAAUCAUCCUGGUAUCAAGUUACAGAUCUCCUCCAUCCCUAGGAUUGAGCGAGCCGUGUCCCGCUACCCGGAAAUGCUGCAGGAGCACGACUUGGUGGUGGCUUCUCUUGCCGAGCUAUUAGAAGUGGAAGAAACAGAGUGCUUUGUAUUCCGUAAAAAUGAAGCCUUGCCUGUGACACUGGGGUUUCAACCCCCAGAAUCAUAAAAUUUCUUGAUGCUUUUUAAACAAAAAACAAAACAAAAUUCUUUCAGAGUCUCCAAAAGACUCCUUAUCCUGAUGACCUAAAAAAGCUCAUGUAACAGCAAGACAUC
Molecule: messenger RNA, 2260 nt
Organism: Octodon degus (degu)
Lineage: Eukaryota; Metazoa; Chordata; Mammalia; Rodentia; Octodontidae
Gene: Ckap2l
Product: cytoskeleton associated protein 2 like
Exons: 9
Coding region: 9-2153 (714 amino acids)
Cellular component (GO): centrosome; cytosol; mitotic spindle
Source: RefSeq, a predicted model, not a curated record